CGCAAGGCUGUGUUUCAUUUGCUUUCACACUGUGUUUCACGCUGUUAAACAAAAGCUGGUAACCAUUGCAAGUUGUACUUGUAAAUAAUCAUUCACUUUUGUUAAAUUAUCUGCGUGUAGACUUUUAUGAACUUAUGAAUAUGCCAGAAAACGAUAAACAAAGUCUCUCUAUGGUCACCUGCACGGCACCGGUAAAUAUCGCUGUCAUCAAAUACUGGGGGAAGCGUGAUGAAGAUCUCAUUCUGCCAAUCAAUUCAUCCCUCAGCGUAACACUGCAUCAGGACCAGCUCAAAACAACCACAACAGUUGCAUGCAGCAGAAAUUUCCAGCAAGACCGCAUCUGGUUGAAUGGCAAAGAAGAGGAUAUCAGCAACCCCAGGUUGCAGUCAUGUCUGCAGGAAAUUCGAAGGUUUUCUCGCAAGAGACGAAAUACUGGUGAUUCCACUUCUGAUGUCAGCGGUGUGUCCCAUAAGGUCCAUAUUUGCUCUGUGAAUAAUUUUCCCACUGCUGCUGGCCUGGCAUCCUCUGCAUCAGGCUACGCCUGUCUGGUGUAUACUCUGUCACAGUUGUUCGGUGUGGAGAGCGAGCAGUUGUCUGCAGUGGCGCGACAGGGCUCUGGCAGUGCAUGCAGGAGUUUGUACGGUGGCUUUGUCCAGUGGAAAUUGGGGGAACAGUUGGAUGGGAAAGACAGCCUCGCUGAACAAGUGGAAUCUGAGUCGUACUGGCCAGAGCUCAGAGUAUUGACCCUAGUGGUGAGUGCUGAGCAGAAGUCUGUUGGGAGCACGUCUGGAAUGCAUGCUAGUGUGGAGACAAGCCAACUUCUGAAGUACCGGGCAGAUGUUGUGGUCCCCAGUCGUAUGGAGGAGAUGAUCAGGGUUAUUCGAGAACGAGACUUUCCAGCAUUUGGUGAGCUGACCAUGAAAGACAGUAAUCAGUUUCAUGCCAUCUGUCUGGACACCUACCCACCCAUAUUCUACCUGAACAACACGUCGCACCGGAUCAUCAGUCUAGUGCACCGCUACAACCAAUACUAUGGAGAGACCAGGGUGGCAUAUACCUUUGAUGCUGGUCCUAAUGCUGUUAUUUACACCUUGCAAGACCACUUGUCAGAGUUUGUACAGGUGGUCCGUCAUUUCUUUCCCCCGGAAGUCAGUGGAGAAGAGUUUGUCAAAGGUCUUCCUGUUUGUUCAGCUGACCUUUCUGAGGAGCUAAAGAGAGACAUUAAUAUGGAGCCCACACCCAAGGGUAUACGCUAUAUAAUCAGCACUAAGGCUGGCCCUGGGCCAUGUGUGGUGAAGGAUCCAAACCAUCAUUUGUUGGGAGCUGAUGGGCUGCCCAAGAAGAGUGUCAUUUCAGAUUAACCCUAAAGAUCCUUAUAGAGAAAGAAAAAAAAAAAAGAUUUUGCAUCAAUAAA
Sinocyclocheilus anshuiensis is the source of this 1414-nucleotide messenger RNA. It is a transcript of the gene mvda, whose product is annotated as mevalonate (diphospho) decarboxylase a. Gene Ontology annotation, molecular function: diphosphomevalonate decarboxylase activity. Bases 135 to 1361 code for a protein of 408 amino acids. Lineage: Eukaryota; Metazoa; Chordata; Actinopteri; Cypriniformes; Cyprinidae. Gene Ontology annotation, cellular component: cytosol. The transcript has 10 exons. The record is from RefSeq and is a predicted model, not a curated record. Gene Ontology annotation, biological process: isoprenoid biosynthetic process; isopentenyl diphosphate biosynthetic process, mevalonate pathway.